Messenger RNA from Drosophila sulfurigaster albostrigata, 1126 nucleotides. RefSeq lists its product as uncharacterized. The record is from RefSeq and is a predicted model, not a curated record. Lineage: Eukaryota; Metazoa; Arthropoda; Insecta; Diptera; Drosophilidae. Bases 122 to 991 code for a protein of 289 amino acids. The transcript has 4 exons.
GCGUGCCAUGCGUGCCCCAUGCCACAGUUUCAGGCAAAAACAAAAGGCAGACAGCCAGAGCGCAGUUAGCAAUCGACAGCUCAGAGACCAGACUUUAGUCGACUUCUGACUGUCGUCUACGAUGCGUGCACGUCAGCCAAACGCCCAGGAACGAGAGCAACUGCGUCGCCAGCGCUCUGAAUCGCGCAUGAUCUUGGCGAGGGUCAGAGCUCUAGGCUUUGAGUAUGUGGUCAACCCGCCGGUGCUGCCAAAAGUCGCCUUUGGCACAACUAUGGAUCGUGAGGUAAUGCCCACGAGCGGACCCUUUAUGAAUAGCUUCAUGAGGUCACAAUUGCCGGAGGGACGUCCACAUCCCAGUCCACUUGAUUAUGAUUGUGCGAAGCCCAUUGGAUUUAAGUACCCUUCCAAUGCAGGUUUCUCAGCUUUGGCUAAUAAAAUGCCUCGUCUGCCCGUUGUCCGUGAACAAAUAAUUCCACCCAUGGGCACCUAUGAAGCCACACCAUGGAUCCUUCGAGCGGGCUACACCUUUGAUAGGCAAGUGGUGCCAAAGCCAAAGUGGGUUACUCCAGGACCUUCAACGUAUUCGAUUCAUAAGAAAUAUCCGAAUUGGAAAAUGGAAACUGCUUUUGGGACAUGUCGCAUCAUCUGGCCAGCGGUUGCCAUCUUCUGUGGCCCUACAAAUGCAGCUCAAUGCAUAAUUUGUCACCAACGCCCUGUCGGUGAUUAUUUCCAUAGUUUUGCCAGCGAUAAGGAUAUGUGUCGGAAAUGUAUGCAUGCCGAGGUGUCGGCCAUCAAACAAUGUAGCCUCAGUGUCACGGAACGCUUUAGGAAACGACGCGAGAUCAAAUUGUUUGUUCCUGCUCGAUAUUGUGGAUUCUUCCAUGAUCACAACGGCACAAACGCCGCCGUCGAAUUGACUUCUCGUAAACAACUGCGAGACAAGAUCAAGACCGAAAAUUAUUUGUACCGCUUUGACAGCAAAGUAGAGUAACAGCUCAAGUUGUCUGUUCCAUAAUAUGCAUUGAAGUCUCAAAAGCAAGAUGGCAGCUAGAUAUUAUAAAUAUUCUAUAUAUUGAAAAAUUAAUGUUUUUGCUAAAUAAAUUAAAUAAGUGUAAUUUUAACGCGA